UGAGGUAUUGUUUCGCCAUAUAAGGUCGGGGAGGGUAGGGUCAAAAAAAUACACUGGAAUUUGGGACCGUUGCUGCAAAUGCUGGGGUGACUUUGGGGGAGGUUUUGAAAUGAAUAAGCUGACACACUUUGACAGACAUUAUAUCAUAGUUUUACGCCAACACAAAGAUCAUUUAAAAAUCAUUUUUGUUUGCAUAAGACUUUUGCAUAAUACAGUGUAUACAUGAGAAUAUAUUACCUAUAUAAGGAUUAUUGGAAAUGAUACACUAGAUCCAGUAACGGUGUAAAUGAAUGCAGGAAGUGGUUUUCAAAGUGGCCAUUGGAGUCAGGCUCCAAUGUAGCUGACAGGAAAUGAAGCAGCGUUCAGCAGCAAACAGGAAAAAGCCAUAUCUACCUACAGACCUUUCUUAAGGACCGAUUGUUUUUAGUUUCUCUCACAAUCAUAUGAAAUAUGUUCCUCUUGUGAAAGUCCUGACUAGAAUUAAGUAGCUUUUACAGAACAGCUACUAAAUAUUUUUGAUAAGAAAAAUCAGUGGAGGCACAGAGGAUUUGAGCGUUUGGAUUAUAAGUCACGUAACAAAAAACUGAUACUGAUUAAGGAGUGGAAACCUUAAUGUUUGAUCUUGGCCAGAAGAGAGAAGUAUUACAUUGUGACAACACACCUGAAAAACGUCAGGUAAUCGAUAGCUCCCAUGAAAAAACAAAAAAAACUAUUAUUAUGCUUCAAGAAAUUCCACAAAUGAUUGUUAAUGUCACCAGCAUGUAGCAGAGUCUGCGGUUUUCUGGGUGUUUUUGCACAAUCGGCUCCCCUCCGUUUUACUACGUAUAAGCGCGAGAUACUUUAAACUGAUUGGCUGUCAUAUUGUUGUCAUAGCAAAGUAGACUUCCUGUGUGGUAGCUGACGAAAGGUAGACUGGCUCAAGUGCAGAGGCACAAUUUUAAAAGUAUAAUCUUCUGAUAAAAAACAUAAAACAAGGGAGGAGGAAGGUCACGCCAAAGUGACCUUCGCUUGGAAGGAAUUACCCAGAAGGUUAAGUUACUGAAAGGAGGAAAAAUAUGUUUAGAGGUUAAAGAGGAAGAGGGAGUGAAAAAAACACACUUUGAAGAAAGAAGAAAGACAUCAAGGCAGAGCAAUAGGACGCUCUUGCUUUGGAGGACGAGGCACGAGUGUGAAUCAAAAAGCCAUAAAUGGGCACUAAUAAGGAAUCAGACAUGGAGCAGACAUCACCCAAGAUGCAAGAGGAGACACGGUCCUCCGGGAUGGACCAAGCGGCUGACCUGCAGCCGGAUCCCCCCGAGGACCCCGACCUCCUGAACACUUAUAAGUGGCACACGGGCUCCAAAGGGGACGUGGGGGGGUCAGCCUCGCUCGAGAGGCCUGAGAAAAGCGGCGCCACCAAGUGGAGAAAGAUGCAGGGCUGGCGCAAAGCCCUGAGCGAGGACGCCGCUGAGAAACGGGAGCCUGCAGAGAACGCUAAGCCGGGCAAGACCACCCCCGUCCGCAAGAACCCCUUCCGCAGGGCCCUCUCGGAGCCCCCUGGGGCCUUACUUGCUACUGUCCUGAACCCCACCUCCAGCCAACUGGUGACCAGCCCCACCUCCGCAGAGAGCCCUGGCUCCUCCACUCAGGAAGCACAGCAGAGAGGUGGAGGCAACCCCAUCAGGAAAUACCUGCGGACCGUCUCGCAGAAGUUCAAGAGGCCGCGACUGCAGAGUCGAAACAGCACCCCCGUGUGUCUGGAAGCUGCGGUUCCCAACGAGGCCCAGACAGAGACCCCGGCAGCAGCCCCGGAUCCCGUGAGGCUGUCAUGGGUCCCGCAACAGGAGGUGCCAGUGUGGGACAUCAACAGCUGCCGCCUGCACGAUGGACAGAUCCUCAUUUCGCUGGACGAGGAGCCGAUGCUACGGAUCCGGAACCGGGCGAGCAGCUGUCUGUACAACCUCAGCCUGCAGAAUCUCGCAGACAGCCAUACGAACUUAGAAUGCAACCCAGACGUGGUGGCUCCCAGUGCCAAGGCAAAGGAUACCAGUGCUGUCAGAAAGCUGAUCUUUCGUCGUUUCAUGAAUGCAGCUCAGAGGAACAGCCGCACACAGUUAAAUUCCAUCGAACACAGUGCUGUGAGCAGGCUGCACGGCUCCCGGGAGUCCCUGUCCAUCCCCGUCAGCGGGGUGGAGAGCCUGGACCUGAGCUCAGACCAGACCACAGUCAUCCGGCCUGUGCACAGCUCCAUCCUGGGCGAGAAGUUCUGCUUUGAGGUGAUUAAUUCCGAGAACAACCACUGUUUCGGGUGCAGCUCCGCCGCGGAGAGGGACCGCUGGAUUGAGAACCUGAGGCGUUCUGCCCAGCCCAAUAAGGACAACUGCGAGCGCACGGAAAACUCCCUCAGCCUCUGGGUGAACGAGGCCAAGGACCUGCCCCCAAAAAGGCGCUAUUAUUGCGAGCUGCACCUGGACGGCGUCCUCUUUGCACGCACCAGCAGCCGUGCCAUCGGGAAAUCCUCGCAGCGCUCCAGCUUGGUGGCCGAAGUGGGCGUGGCAGCCUCAGCAGGGGGCCUGGGAGGGGGCGGGGCUGGCACCGGCCCGGGAGGCUGUCAGCUGUUCUGGGGAGAGCUUUUCGAACUGGACAACCUGCCGCCUGUGUCCCAGCUGACGCUGCACCUCUUCCGGGACGACGAGUCCAAAAAGAAGCGCCACUCGCGAGACGAGACCUCCAGCUUCCCGCUGGGCAGCGUCGCCAUCUCCCUGGCCAACAUCCGAGGACGGGCCUUUCACGAGGACUGGUACCGCAUCGUCCCCUAUAAAGCAGCGGGCUCUGGGGGCAUCAAGGACCAGCUGGGGCCGCAGGCCUCGCUCCGCGUUAAGAGCCGCUUCCAGAACCUGCGGGUGCUGCCCAUCGAACGCUACAAGGAGUUUGCCGAGUUUGUGACGAUGAACUACGAGGAGAUGUGCGUCGACCUAGAACCCCUGUUGUCCGUGCGGGAGAAGGAGGAGCUGGCCAGGGCGCUGGUGCAUGUGCUGCAGAGCAUCGGGAAGGCCAAGGAGUUCCUGAUCACCCUGGGGAGGGCGGAAGUGCAGCGCUGCGGGGAGAAGGAGGCGCUGAUCUUCAGGGAGAACACUCUGGCCACCAAGGCCAUCGACGAGUACAUGAAGCUGGUGGGGCAGAAGUACCUCAUCGACACUCUGGGAGACUUCAUCACGCGGCUGUACGGCUCCGCGGAGAGCUGCGAGGUGGACCCACGCAAGUGCACCGCCUCAGAGCUCCCUAGUAACCAGAAAAACCUGAGGGAGGCCUGUGAGGAUGUGGUGAAGAGAAUCACGGAGAUGCACGAAUCUUUCCCAGUGGAGCUGAAUGAAAUUUUCUCCAGCUGGGUGGAGGACUGCGAGGCACGCGGGCGGGUGGAGAUUGGCCAGCGCCUCAUCUCUGCCUCGCUCUUCCUGCGUUUCCUGUGCCCCGCCAUCCUCAGCCCCUCCCUCUUCGGCCUAAUGCAGCCCUACCCGGACCCGCCGACGCUGCGCGCCCUCACCCUCACUGCCAAGGUCAUACAGAACCUGGCCAACUUCACCUUGUUUGGAGAAAAGGAGGAGUAUAUGCUCUUCAUGAACGACUUCCUGCAGGAGCACUGGGAGGCCAUGCGGAGCUUCCUGCAGCGGGUGUCCGACCCAGACAGCGAGCUGGCCAUGGCGAGGUUCGACGGCUACGUGGACCUGCCCCUUCGCCUAGCCGUGCUUCACGGCCUGCUCAUUGACAUCAUCUCUCCCAUGAAGCAGGAAACGGUGGAGAAGCUGCUCCCUUUGCCCACCAUUCUGAACCAGAUCUCAGACUCGCUGGGCCCCAGCGCUCCCCACAUCACAAUCUGCAACUUAAGGUCGGAGCAGACCAAGCCAACCUACGUGCCUCCGCGGGACCUUCCAGAAUACAGCCCCUACCAGCACGACGGCAGGAACAGGGAGAGCCGAGCUGGGAAGCGGGUGACGAGGACCCAGAGUGUCCCAAACCGUGUCAAGCCACGUCUCUGGCACCCCCCAAAGCGGCAGACGAGCAGCGAGAACCUCCAGCUGCCAGCUGCCUGCAGUGAACCCGACAAAGGCAUGAACAUCACGAGCCCCAGCGUGAAGCCUCACCCAACUCGUGUGCCCUGGCAAGUCAUAGUCAAAGAGCCGCACCCGAUGAGCUCUGAGCCGGAGGAGUUUAGCGUCCUGAAGAAGCACGAGGAAGAACUGUCCGAGCUGCGGCUUGGCGUGGACCAAGUGACGGAGCGCGAGCUGGAGAUGGCCAAGCGACUGGAGGACUUCAUCGCCGAGAGCGAGGAACAGAAGGUGGAGCUGCAGAACACAAUCAAGCAGAUGCAGGACCUGCUCGCCAUGCAGGAGGAGCAGCUCGCCAGCACCACCUUCAGACUUGGAGUAAUAGAGGAAGAGAGGGAAGAGGAUGAGAGGAAGUUAACUGUCGCCAUGGCUGCAGCAGAGAGGAUGAACGUGCUGGAGGAGCAGUUUGCAGAGCUGCUCAAAGACAUGAACAAGCUCAGCAGUCAGAGGAACAUGCAGCAUCCAGAGUCAGUGGUCGAGCCCGAGAGCAACGGCAACUGAGCGGGACCACUGGGACAUGCGACCGUCAGCAGGGCGCCAUGGCAACACUGUGACUUUUACACGUGGUUCAAAGUCCUGUGCAGCUCAAAUAAUGAAUGCAGUGAAAUGUGAACAUUGUUAAAGGAAUACUGGAAAGCUUUUUCGUGCACCAGUACUUAAUUUGGUGGGGGUUCCGGUAAAAAAAAAAAAAAAAAAUCAGUAGGUGUCAGCUUGCACCUCCAGGGGUGGGGGGCUAAUCGCCACCUUUUACUAUGCUUAUUUGGAGCUCUGCAACAGACUGGCAUCCCAAUCCACGGACCCCCUGUGAACUGUACAGCACAGAUACUUAAUAGGCAGAUUCUGGCACACACCCGGACCCGGCAGCAAACCAGAACUGUUCUCCGCAGCCUAAUGGGAGCCAUUUAUACCCGGGUUCCCUGAUAGGCAGCUGGUCACCCCCCUAGCAAAUUUUAUCCUCAGCAGUUGGCCUUAGCUUUAACCCAUGGGGAAAAAUAAUAAUAAUAGUGACUAAAAAACAGGUGGUUGGUUUCAGUAUAAGUGCAUGAUUAUAUACCAAAAAAUACUGUUUUCCCUACUCAAUCUCCUUUCUGCAGUUUCUUUUCAAACAUUCAUUUCAGUUUUAUAUCAUAACUUAAUAAAACCUUAAAAAUGA
This is a messenger RNA of Brienomyrus brachyistius, 5238 nucleotides long. RefSeq names its product RAS protein activator like 3 (gene rasal3). The transcript has 19 exons. The record is from RefSeq and is a predicted model, not a curated record. NCBI's taxonomy places the organism in Eukaryota, Metazoa, Chordata, Actinopteri, Osteoglossiformes, Mormyridae. The coding region runs from base 1188 to 4586 and encodes 1132 amino acids. Gene Ontology annotation, biological process: regulation of GTPase activity.